Molecule: messenger RNA, 786 nt
Organism: Fusarium pseudograminearum CS3096
Lineage: Eukaryota; Fungi; Ascomycota; Sordariomycetes; Hypocreales; Nectriaceae
Exons: 2
Coding region: 1-786 (261 amino acids)
Cellular component (GO): mitochondrial small ribosomal subunit
Molecular function (GO): structural constituent of ribosome
Source: RefSeq, a predicted model, not a curated record
AUGGGAGGCAGACAGAUCCGACCCGCAAGGGUCUUCCAGACCGUGACGGAGGAGCUCAACCACAACAUUCUCGGCAAGAAGUCGGUCCCUACGCCGCCAUGGUACAACAUCAUGCAAAAAGUCCCUCCCGCCGAGACCCUCGUCCGAAACGUCACCCCUCUAAUCACCCCAAGCCGUACAAAUACCACCAAGAUCAAAAGCAUUUUCCGACCCCUACCAAUAAAGUACUUGGAGGACGAGCUACGAGACAUCUUCUACCGCGACCAUCCUUGGGAGCUUGCGAGGCCCCGUGUUAUUCUCGAAUUGGACGGAAAGGAUUACCAGCACUGCAAUUGGUCCAAGGGCUUGAAACAGCCCAACACUCCCUUGACGGGCGAAAGGCAAUACUGGAUGUGGUUACUUGAGAAUGGGAAGGAGACUGUGGGUAAGGGUAGGAGAAAGAAAGAGAUAGAAUGGACAAGGGUACGAGCAUACGACCAUGUUCGCCGUCAAUUUUAUCGUCUACGUCAAGAGGAGCAGAUCGAGAAACGAGUGGCCGAGGAAGAAGCCAGGUACGUAGGCGCUUACUUUGGCCAAACCCGCAUCGAUGUCUCCCACGGCCUCGAAGACCGCGAGUUCGAGAACUGGAAGCUCUGGGCUGGAAAGGAGACGGAGCGACAGGAGCAGAACCGCAACGGAGAAAUUGACGACUUUGGUCUGGAGGAUGAGGCGGAGGAGGUUAUCGAGGAUGCAGAGGCAGCGCCCGAAGUCAAGGCCGAGGCCGCAGAGGGCAAGAAGUCACCUUGA